CAGUUAUCCCAUCUAUGCUCCUAUAAUAGCCCUCAAUAAUGAAAUUGAGUCGAUAAGUAAUUCUGCAUCAUAAUCCGUUAUACAAUACUACAUAUCAAUAGUAGAGAGGAGCCCUAACCGCCUCCUCUUCCUUCCUUCUUUUCUUCUCUUCUUUUGACUACAAUCAUGGAAAAAGUUCCGUUUAAUCAGUAUUUUCAGUUCUAUCUAUACGUUUAUUUCCUAGCGUUGUCUAAAUAUAUUAUUUUCGGUAGCGAAGUGUUGCUCGCCAGAUCUAUAUUCCCAGCCAUCAUCCGUCAGGUGUUCUUGUGUGCUAGUAAGAGGUUUGUAUUGGCUUCUUUAUCAAUCAUGAAUCAAGAUUUCUCCUGCAUCGAUAUAGAGGCCGAUCACCCCCUCCUGAACCACCGUCGAUUUAGGAAGAUGACAUUGGAUGGAUUGCUUUCUUUCCGGUGGCUGGUCAAAUCGAAACAAUUUCUGCACUUGGCUCCUUAUCAGUGGCUGGAAAAACCGGCAAGUUCAAUAAUUCCUUUUUGGUGGCUGGUCAAGCCGAACCCAUUUCGAGUAGCAUGAGCAGAUACACUGCGGUGCGAGUCUACAUUGUCGCAGGGUUAGCGAACAUGAGUGCUUUUAUAUGACAUUUUUGUUCUUUGUCUCACCCUAGUGUAGUAUUGAACGCUAUGAUUGUAAUGCUUUGGCUUUUAGUUGUUAUGUUUCUUUUUAAGAUUUAAUUAUCAAUAAAAUGGUUAUUUGAUUUUCAAAAAAGAAAAGUAAUUCUGCA
Messenger RNA from Cuscuta epithymum, 775 nucleotides. NCBI's taxonomy places the organism in Eukaryota, Viridiplantae, Streptophyta, Magnoliopsida, Solanales, Convolvulaceae. The record is from the annotation of a GenBank genome assembly.